Messenger RNA from Phlebotomus papatasi, 2548 nucleotides. RefSeq names its product dopamine receptor 1 (gene Dop1R1). Gene Ontology annotation, molecular function: G protein-coupled receptor activity. The record is from RefSeq and is a predicted model, not a curated record. Gene Ontology annotation, biological process: adenylate cyclase-activating adrenergic receptor signaling pathway. Lineage: Eukaryota; Metazoa; Arthropoda; Insecta; Diptera; Psychodidae. The coding region runs from base 625 to 1866 and encodes 413 amino acids. The transcript is spliced from 6 exons. Gene Ontology annotation, cellular component: membrane.
AGUAUGUGAUGAACUUUUGAACGUUCAAGUUCAGUUGUGCAACUCAAAGUGGGAUUUUCUUUUUGAGAAAAGAAGCAAAAGGCAAUCUUGUGAGGAAAGAACCCUCUACCCAAAUAAUUGUUCUUGGUUGUGACAAAAGAAAUUACUUGCAAUUUAUUUUUCACCGUAACCUCAAUUGCAACAAUUUUUGCUUGAGGAAAAAUGCAAAAGGGGUUGUGUUGUGUGAGCGACAAUGUGAAAGGCUAAUUUACCAAGCUUAAGUGAAUGAGGAUUUUAUGCUAAUUCUCGGGAGUGCUGCUUUCUUUUCAUCCAAAAAGCAAAGGGAACAAAUGAAUUUCUUGGUGCUAUGUGUUCAAUGAGAAAAAAAAUUAAUCCAAUAAUUGUGAAAUAAUAUUUUGAACCCUGGGGAUCAUCUCUUAAGAUUUUCUGACCAAAUGUACAGGUGAAGUGCUUAUUGAGUGCGUGAUUGAAUUUUUUGGCUGAAGAAGAAAUUCCCUGAAGAGAUGGUAGAAAAUUCCAAGGAGGAUCAUAAGAAGAUCAUCAAAUUGCUAUACCAGAGUGCAAAUCUGAUUGUAAUGUAUAAAUCAACUCUCAGGACGCACUAAACAGGAUUACUUUAUCACCAUGGAUAUCGAAGUAGACAUUAAGCUUCUUACAACGGGAUAUUUGGAUAGCACGGUAACGUCAAAUUUUAAUGAUACCACCUGGCCAAAAAUCGUGGAACAUCCGGAGGAUGUGGAGGAAGAGCCAGACGCUGUGACAUUGUUAUCAAUUUUACUUGUUGGUGUUUUUUUAUCGCUACUUAUUUUUUUGUCGGUUGCUGGCAACAUUUUAGUGUGUAUCGCCAUUUACACAGAACGGAGCUUACGACGAAUCGGAAAUUUAUUUUUAGCCUCUUUAGCCAUAGCCGAUCUAUUUGUCGCAUCACUAGUUAUGACCUUUGCGGGGGUUAACGAUUUAUUAGGUUAUUGGGUUUUUGGUGCCCAAUUUUGUGACACUUGGGUUGCCUUCGAUGUGAUGUGCUCGACUGCCUCCAUUUUAAAUCUAUGUGCCAUUUCGCUGGAUCGAUACAUUCACAUAAAGGAUCCUCUCAGGUAUGGACGAUGGGUGACCCGUCGAGUAGCUGUGGGCACGAUUGUGGCCAUUUGGCUGCUAGCCGGACUCGUGUCCUUUGUACCCAUCUCCUUCAAUCUGCAUCGACCCAACACACCGGACGAUGACAAUGGCAAGAAGUACCCAACAUGUGCACUGGAUCUCACACCAACCUAUGCCGUAGUCUCCAGCUGUAUCAGCUUCUAUGUACCUUGUAUCGUUAUGAUUGGAAUUUACUGCAGACUGUACUGCUAUGCUCAGAAGCAUGUCAAAUCAAUAAGGGCCGUCACAAGACCCGGCGAGAUAGCUGAGAAGCGCUACCGCAGCAUUCGACGUCCAAAAGCGCAGAAAAAGCUCAAGAUUCGCCAAUUGCACCAUUCAUCGCCGUAUCAUGUGUCUGAUCACAAGGCAGCAAUAACAGUGGGUGUCAUCAUGGGUGUCUUCCUCAUCUGCUGGGUUCCCUUCUUCUGUGUCAACAUUGUGGCGGCAUUCUGCAAGACAUGCAUUGGUGGUCAGACAUUUAAGAUUCUAUCUUGGUUGGGGUACUCAAACUCGGCAUUUAAUCCCAUCAUCUACUCCAUUUUCAAUGCUGAAUUCCGUGAGGCCUUCAAGCGCAUCCUCACGGCUAGGAAUACAUGGUGCUGCUGUUCUAAUGAGAUGGGCAACGUCCACCCGCGCAACAGUGAUCGCUAUGUCACGGACUAUGCGGCCAAGAAUGUGGUUAUGAAUUCAGGACGUUCCUCGGCAGAGCUGGAACAAGUGUCCGCAAUUUGACCACCUGCACGUCCACCAAAGCACGAUGGUGGUUGUCUCUAAAUUUUUUUUUGGUCAACAUCAAACUUUGUCCAGCAAUGUCCAGAGAUUUUACAAUUUUUUUUUUGUUCGAGUAUGUGAUGUGCAGAAAACAGAUAAACACUGCAGUGUUUUGUGUGAUUUUGUGUGAAAUGUGCAAAAAGAUGUUCCUCAUUGCUGGACAAUGUCCAACAGAGUGAGCUUUCCUCAGACAAUCUCUCACUUAUGUGAGUAAAUCCCCUAUCUCAACCCUAUCUCCUGUAAAUAAGUGAUUGUAAGACUUGUAAUGGAGACGCUGAAGAAGGAUAAAAAGAAAAUAUGGUGUACAUAGAGCUCUAGGCGAGAAAGGAAGUAAGAGAUGAUAAAAAAAACGUAUAAAUGUAUAAGAUUUAAAAUGUGAAAGAGCACGGAGCACAUAGUGAAAAAUGGGUGAAAAAAUUUCCAUCAAAAUUAAUCCAAGCCCGGAAGGAGAUAAUCUCUUUCCGCGUCUCCAUCUCCGCAGACAAAAAAAUUUUUUUUUGGAGGAGAGGAUGAGGACACAGCCGGAAAUUCACCGCAAUGGGAGCAAUUCCCGCUCGUAUAAAAUUUACACCAUUUUAUACACAAAUCCAUUGCGAAGAUUCCACGAUGAAUAUUUCAGUCGGUGGAGAUGAACAACCAAAAA